GUUUUAUUCAUAUGUUAUUGUAACUGUCAUGGCAAUUUCAUCACAUCAAGGAGUGUCUGUUUGAAUCAGGGGGUAGGGCUUCAUUUCCUUCUUUCUGUGUCAUUUACUCGACUGACAAUGGUGAGUAGCUGCUUUUAAGUGCUUCUCUUUGCCAUUAUUUUAUAUCUUUAUGAUUAAUUUCUACAUUGCUAAUUUAAUGUAAUGUCAGUGUAAUUGUUGUAAUGUGCUGUGUAUUAUUUCUGAUUGCAUCAGGCUACUAACGUAAACAGGAGGACAUCGACAGAAGAUACAAAGAGGUGAGUGAGCUGAUUUACUGAAACACAAGUUGUUAUUGCUGCAUCCUGCUUUUUUAUUCAAAUAUUUAAUUUUUUAUUAUUUUAGAGAAGAAGAGUUUCUGAAAAAGAAACUAUCUUUCAGAAGGAGUGCUUUCCUGCUUAUCUGUAAAAUGGUGACUCUGACUGUAGAACACCCUACACUGCUUUUGGAUGAGAUUCUUCACAGCAUCUUCUUUUUUGGAAAGUUAGACGAUCCAGAAUUUUCCCCAGAAUCUCUUGUGAAUGAUGAUAAAGAACUCAGGGAAAUGUUGAAGGACCACUACCCUCGGCCUUUUGACCUCUAUUCCUCUCAAGUACCCAAGCGGAGUCCAUUCUCAUGUGUGCUGGACAUGAUUGUUCACCUGCAUGGACAAAAGAAUGACGAAAAGGAAAUAAUAAAGACGCUGCAAGACUUCAUCAAGAAACUGGAGAAAGAUGGAUCAAAUGGCCUGGUCCCCUCCACCAUCUGUGUCUCUCAAAGCAACAUCCCAGAAUCAGUAAAGUACUACGGAGUCUCCAUGUCCAGUUUAGGCCUUAAGCCCGGGAGAAUCAUGGUUGCCGCGUCCUGUCUUAGCAGCUGGGACAGUAAGGUGGCUGAUGCAGUGAUGACCUACAAACAAAAUAAGAAAAAGAAUUUGGAUUUUGAUGGGACCGUCAAACUUCAACCGUAUGUCAGGUGCCAGGCGUUUAGCAUCCGUGACGGAACAGAAAAGCCUCCUUGUAAAUCCUGUGGGAAUUUGUUUGGUUUGGAAACAAAUGAAAAAAAAGAGUGGGCCUAUGGCAACUGUGCCGAGGCUGAAAGUUUGAGCAACUUGCUUAAAAAUGAUGAACAGGUUAGAGAGCAAGUACAACCAACAUCUGAGACGUGCACAGAUGUGAACAGGGAGAAGGUUAAAGAGAGUGUCUUGAAAGAACUUAAAAGUUUUCUGGGUGUGAUUUUCUACGACCCAAGAGUUUGAUCUUAAAAGGGGGGAACAUAUCGAGUACAAUUCUUGUGGUCCUUUAUUAUAAAGUGACCAGGUUGAGCUCUUUUGAUAUGAUUCUUUAUCAGUAAAAACUUCACUGUAACCCUCUAGGCACUGAAAUUUGUACUUUUUUGUGGAUAUCACAUUCAUGUGAUGUAUUGAUCACAAUAAAAUAACAGUGA
Messenger RNA from Sebastes umbrosus (honeycomb rockfish), 1461 nucleotides. RefSeq lists its product as uncharacterized. Lineage: Eukaryota; Metazoa; Chordata; Actinopteri; Perciformes; Sebastidae. The record is from RefSeq and is a predicted model, not a curated record. The transcript is spliced from 3 exons. The coding region runs from base 446 to 1273 and encodes 275 amino acids.